Molecule: messenger RNA, 7443 nt
Organism: Taeniopygia guttata (zebra finch)
Lineage: Eukaryota; Metazoa; Chordata; Aves; Passeriformes; Estrildidae
Gene: SRGAP3
Product: SLIT-ROBO Rho GTPase activating protein 3
Biological process (GO): signal transduction
Molecular function (GO): protein binding
Source: RefSeq, a predicted model, not a curated record
GCGGGGCCGGGGCGGGGAAGGGGCUCCGGAGCGCCCGCCCCGCGCGCAACCUGAGCGCAGGAGCGGCGCCAGGGCCCCGCCUCGGCCGGCGGCGGGAGCGGCUGCGCUCGGCUCGGCUCGGCUCGGCUCGGCUGCGCCCUGCCCGGCUCUGCCCGGCCGCGCUCCGCUCCCGGCGGCGCUGCGCGGGGUCCCCGCGGUGUCCCGGCGCCGCCAAUGCCGGCGGCCGCUGGCGGCGGCGGGGCCGCGGCCGGGUGAGGCGGCGGAGCGCGGCGGUGCCGGCGGGGCCCGCGCCCUCCCGCACGAUGUCAGCGCAGGGCAAGUUCAAGAAGGACAAAGAGAUCAUCGCCGACUACGAGGCGCAGGUCAAAGAAAUCCGAACGCAGCUGGUGGAGCAGUUCAAAUGCCUGGAGCAGCAGUCGGAGUCGCGCCUGCAGCUGCUGCAGGACCUGCAGGAGUUCUUCCGCAGGAAGGCCGAGAUCGAGCUGGAGUACUCCCGCAGCCUGGAGAAGCUGGCUGAGCGCUUCUCCUCCAAGAUCCGCAGCUCCAGAGAGCACCAGUUCAAGAAAGAUCAGCACCUCCUGUCCCCUGUGAACUGCUGGUACCUGGUUCUGACGCAGACCCGUCGGGAGAGCCGAGACCACGCCACCCUGAACGACAUCUUCAUGAACAAUGUCAUCGUCCGGCUGUCGCAGAUCAGCGAGGAUGUCAUCAGGCUCUUCAAAAAGAGCAAAGAGAUUGGCCUCCAGAUGCACGAGGAGCUCCUGAAAGUCACCAAUGAGCUGUACACGGUGAUGAAGACCUACCACAUGUACCACGCAGAGAGCAUCAGCGCCGAGAGCAAGCUGAAGGAGGCAGAGAAGCAGGAAGAAAAGCAGUUCAACAAGUCAGGGGACAUCAGUGUGAACCUGCUGCGACACGAGGACCGGCCUCAGCGGCGCAGCUCUGUCAAGAAGAUUGAGAAGAUGAAAGAGAAGAGACAAGCCAAGUAUUCUGAAAACAAGCUGAAAUGUACAAAAGCCAGGAACGACUACCUGCUGAACCUGGCAGCCACCAACGCGGCCGUCAGCAAAUACUACAUCCACGACGUCUCCGACCUCAUCGACUGCUGCGAUCUGGGGUUCCACGCCAGCCUUGCUCGGACCUUCAGGACGUACCUGUCUGCUGAGUACAACCUGGAGACGUCCCGCCACGAGGGCCUGGACGUCAUCGAGAACGCUGUGGACAACCUGGACGCGCGGAGCGACAAGCACACCAUCAUGGACAUGUGCAACCAGGUCUUCUGCCCGCCGCUGAAGUUCGAGUUCCAGCCGCACAUGGGGGAUGAGGUGUGCCAGGUGAGCGCCCAGCAGCCUGUGCAGACCGAGCUGCUGAUGCGGUACCACCAGCUGCAGUCUCGGCUGGCCACCCUCAAGAUAGAGAAUGAAGAGGUACGGAAAACGCUGGAUGCCACGAUGCAGACCUUGCAGGACAUGCUGACAGUGGAAGAUUUUGAUGUUUCAGAUGCCUUCCAGCACAGCCGCUCCACUGAGUCAGUCAAAUCAGCUGCAUCAGAGACCUACAUGAGCAAAAUCAACAUUGCCAAGAGGAGAGCCAACCAGCAGGAGACUGAAAUGUUCUAUUUCACUAAAUUUAAGGAGUAUCUGAAUGGCAGUAACCUCAUCACGAAGCUCCAGGCUAAACACGACCUGCUGAAGCAGACUCUGGGAGAAGGUGAAAGAGCUGAGUGUGGAACAACCAGAGGAAGGAGGAAUGCACGAGCGAGGAAUCAGGAUUCAGGACAGGCCAUUCCACUUGUUGUAGAAAGCUGCAUCCGCUACAUCAAUCUGUAUGGCCUCCAGCAACAGGGCAUCUUCAGAGUCCCUGGCUCCCAGGUGGAAGUCAACGACAUCAAGAACUCGUUUGAGAGAGGUGAAGACCCCCUCGCUGAUGAUCAGAACGAGCGAGACAUUAACUCAGUGGCUGGAGUCUUGAAGCUGUAUUUCCGAGGACUGGAAAACCCCCUCUUUCCUAAGGAAAGGUUUCAAGAUUUCAUAUCUACUAUAAAAACUGAGAACCCUGCAGAGAGGGUGCACCAGAUCCAGCAGAUCAUCGUCACUCUGCCUCGGGCUGUCAUCGUGGUCAUGAGAUACCUCUUUGCUUUCCUUAACCACUUGUCCCAGUACAGCGAUGAGAACAUGAUGGAUCCCUACAACCUGGCCAUCUGCUUCGGGCCCACGCUGAUGCACAUUCCUGACGGGCAGGAUCCGGUGUCCUGCCAGGCCCACGUCAAUGAGGUCAUCAAAACCAUCAUCAUUCACCACGAGGGCAUCUUCCCCAGCCACCGAGAGCUGGAGGGGCCUGUCUAUGAGAAGUGCAUGACCGGAGGGGAGGAGUACUGUGACAGCCCGCACAGCGAGCCGGGCACCAUCGAUGAGGUGGACCACGACAACGGGACAGAGCCGCACACCAGUGACGAUGAGGUGGAGCAGAUUGAAGCCAUAGCCAAGUUUGACUACAUUGGCCGAUCCCCACGGGAGCUCUCCUUCAAGAAAGGGGCCUCGCUCCUGCUGUACCAUCGGGCGUCGGAGGACUGGUGGGAAGGGAGACACAACGGGGUGGACGGGCUCAUUCCCCACCAGUACAUCGUGGUGCAAGACAUGGACGAUGCGUUCUCCGACAGCCUGAGCCAGAAGGCGGACAGCGAGGCGAGCAGCGGGCCGCUGCUGGACGAUAAAGCCUCCUCCAAGAACGACAUCCAGUCACCGACUGACCACAUCAUGGACUAUGGCUUUGGGGGAGUGAUGGGCAGGGUGAGAUUGAGGUCCGAUGGCGCGGCCAUCCCCCGGCGCCGCAGCGGGGGGGACACCCACAGCCCGCCCCGCGGGAUGGGGCCUGGCAUGGACACCCCUCCUCGAGCAGCAGCCUGCCCCAGCAGCCCCCACAAGAUCCCCCUCAACAGGGGCAGGAUCGAGAGUCCCGAGAAGCGCAGGAUGGCGACGUUCGGCAGCGCGGGCAGCAUCAACUUCCCAGACAGGAAGGGCCUGGCGGACAGCCACCCACUGAGAUCCACCUGCGGGUCCACCCGGCACAGCAGCCUCGGGGAUCAGAAAUCCCUGGAAGCAGAAGCUCUUGCUGAGGACAUCGAGAAGACGAUGAGCACAGCGCUGAACGAGCUGCGGGAGCUGGAGAGGCAGAACACGGCCAAGCAGGCGCCCGACGUGGUCCUGGACACGCUGGAGCCCAUGAAGAACCCUCCGCUGGGCGCCGCCAACUCGGAGCCGGCCAGCCCGCUGCACACCAUCCUGAUCCGGGACCCCGAGGCGGCCAUGCGGCGCAGCAGCAGCUCCACGGCCGAGAUGAUGACCACCUUCAAGCCGGCGCUGUCGGCCCGGCUGGCCGGGGCGCAGCUGCGGCCGCCGCCCAUGCGGCCGGUGCGGCCGGUGGUGCAGCACCGCUCCAGCAGCAGCAGCAGCUCGGGCGUGGGCAGCCCCGCCGUCACCCCCACCGAGAAGCUGUUCCCCAGCAGCUCGGCAGACAAGUCGGGCACCAUGUAGGCCGGGGCUGCGGCCGGAGAGCGGCGCCGGGAGCGGGCACGGCACAGCCCCGCUGGGUGGGCAGGGGUCAGAGCCCACGUGGGGAGCCUCUGUGAAGGAAACACGAGUGGGGCCUGGGGCUGUACGUGCGUGCGUGUGUAUGUACAUAGGUGUGCACACACCCCAUCCAUGCAGAAACACUUCCCGAGCUUGCAGUCCUACAGCAGGAGGAGACGGCAGGUCUACGUGUUGGCACUGGAGAACGCACUCGGUGUAGAAGUAUAUAUUAAAAACAAAGUGUACAGAAUUCAGUGACUUUUUAAAACAGUAGAUUUACCUCAGAAACUGGCUCUGAAAUGUCCUCUCUUGAGACAGUGGGUUGGUCUGGGUUUCCAAGGCUGUCUGUGUGCACCUGGAAGCUCACGCUGCAGCAGCUAUGCGUCAAGCAAUACAAGGCCAUCCUGGAAUUUAUUUUCUGUACCUCUUGGCAUUGAAAAAAGAAAAGGGGUGGGAAUACAGCGGGGUCUGUUCACUGCUGGGCUUUGGAGAAGAGCUGGAAAUCCACACAUGACUGUGUCUGACCGGCCAGCUGGAGUCUUUCCAAUCCCGAAUCCUGAGAUGUCUCUUCAUGUGCCCGUGGUGCCCUGGCAGCAGGGACGAAGCAAGGUGUGUGCCAUGGAUGGGAAUGGAGUGAAGUGAGUGUCACGAGUGGGACAGAGUGAGGUGUGUGCCAUCACCCUCGUGCAGGAGGAGGACGCUGCACUGGGACUGUGGAACGCUGCUUCUCUGCAACUUCUCAGAGUGAGCAAGGACUGGUGACCAAACCUGUGGUAAAGCAUGGAGUAACUUACAGAGUUUGGAGAUUCUUCAUCUCCCUUUCCCCACAUGCUUUUUCCUUUUUUUUUUUAAUUUUUUUUAAAUCAAAACCCAACCUAUGGUCUCUUGAGAGUCAGGCCUGAGCAGUGAGGAGGGGUCUCAGGUCACAGUGGUUGUCCUGCAUGAGAAGCAUGAGCCGUGUUUGACUGCAUCAGAUGCAAAACUGAUCUGAUGGGUGAUACUUUGCACUUUCUGUACUGUACCAUAUAAUACAACAGUUUGAGUUUAUGCAAAGGAAUCUACAUUUUGUUUUACCUAGAGAAAAAAAUAUGCAGAAGGCUGGGGAUUGCAUGGUCCUGUGUGAUAAUCCAGACUCCUCUGUAAGCACUGAAUCCGAGAUGCUCCGUGCUUCUCCUGCAGCUUUUCCUUGUACAGAUUUCCAUGCAAUGCCCCAUGGUUUGAUUUGGCACUUCCCCAUGGUCACCUGCUAAUGUCUCCUAACAUUCAUCCUUCCUCCCUGCCAUCCUGCUGCUCUGGGCCUGGGUGAAGACGCCUGCAAAGCCCUCCUGACUCACCCAGCGGCCACUUACCCUGCCCGGGGCUUUGCUUUGUCCCCCCUUCAUCUUCCUCAUCGCCCCAGCACUGCUGCAGCAGGAGCAGCCUGAUGUCAGAAGGCAGCAGAGGCACUGGGCAGGGUGGCAGAACCCGUCAGUCCUGCCGUGGCUCCUGUGCUCGGCUGGGGCGCUCCCAGGUGCGCCUGUGCAUUCAUACCUGCACCUCUGUACCUGUGCAUUCAUACCUGCACCUCUGCACCUGUGCAUUCAUACCUGCACCUCUGUACCUGUGCAUUCAUACCUGCACCUCUGCACCUGUGCAUUCAUACCUGCACCUCUGCACCUGUGCAUUCAUACCUGCACCUCUGUACCUGUGCAUUCAUACCUGCACCUCUGCACCUGUGCAUUCAUACCUGCACCUCUGUACCUGUGCAUUCAUACCUGCACCUCUGUACCUGCGCAGCUGCACCCCCACAGCUGCACCCCCAUAACUGAACCCCCACAGCUGCGCCUGGGCACGGAGCUGACGCUGCAGGCCGCUGCUGGCUGCUGCAGGCUGUGGGGCGGCUGGUGCCCGUCCCGUGCCCCUCGCACGCGUCCCCUCUCGCCCCGCUCUGCCAGCCCUGUAAAUAUUGCUGUACUUGCUUAACUGCUCGAAAAUAACUGUUAACCUGUAAACUGUACAAAAAUAGGCUACAAUUAGAUAAAGCCAAUGCCACUCAACAAAUCUUUGCACUUAGUAGGUAGCUCAAUGUAAAAAUAAACCCAGUAAUAAUAAUAGUAAUCCCGAAGGGAAGCGAAGCCGCCGGCGCCCCUCGCAGAGCCCGUGGGGAGCAGCUCUGCCCGUGUCCCUCCCUGCCAGCCUGGCAGGGCAGACGGUGUGUGUGCUUGUCUGUGACCGUCCUUGGCGUUUGGUUCACGUUGGUGUUUAUUUCUCCAUCAUCCCCGCUCCCGGCACAGCCCCUGGCCCUGCCCGGCCCGGCGGCUGCAGAUGUUCACCGGGCCGGGCUGGUCAGGGACCUGUGCUGGGGGGAAGGACCCAUUUGGCACGAGUGCUGUGUGUCCAUUGCCAGUAAUUAUUACUUUUGUUUCCAUUUAGUUCCUGGAGAACAUUCACUUUGCCAGUUUUCUGUUUUUUGUAUGCUUUCUGAGAUGACUUGAGAGCAAACUCAUCUUCAUUAGGGGUUUUAUUUCCUCUCUUACUUUUGACCAUAUGGUACAAAUCCCAGUGUCUUUCUAUUAAAUUAUUGCCUUUCAUUUUUCUUCGUUUUGUUUUGUUGUGGGUUUUUAAUACAAUUGUUUUCUUAUCUUUAAGUGCCUUUUUGAGCACCAAAACAAACAGUUGGAGUUCAGGCCUGGGGGCUGUGCACACAUGGGUUCGUCUGGGCAGUUGUGUUGUGCUGGGGGUGAUUGCUUUUAAAAUCCUUCCAUUUUUCUGUUUAAUGAAAAGGGAACCAAGACUAUUUGUUGGAGAAUAAACUCCCCCUUUGUAAUAUGGUAUUCCAAGUGUAGUUUUAACUACUGUAAAUUUAAGGGAAGAAAUGUAUUUUUCUGUAAGCGAACUUGGCACAAAAUUGAACCACAUUUGUUGUAGGAGUAUCAUAACUGGAACUCGCUCAUGGUUUGCGAGUGACUCCGAUCCUCGGUACCCGCCUGAGGGCACGGACGGCGUGUGGGCCUCAGAGUUCACAGAAAUUCACUGUGGCAGCCCACGGCCGAGCUGCCGCCAGCCAGGGUGGGUGGGUGGGUGGGUGAGCUGUGCCCCGGGCUGUGGCAGCGCAGGGCAGCGCAGGGCGGCGCAGGGCGGCUCAGGGCAGCCGUGUCUCUGCUGUGCAGAGCGAGGGUUGCUCUCGGCUCGGCUCCCAUGCCAACCCACCCAUCCUGGCCAUGGCCACGGCCCUGCCACGGGGCUGAGGGGAGCAUGGGGUCACUGUGGUCCUCUCCCAUCCAUCCCGGCCAUGGCCACGGCCCUGCCAUGGGGCUGAGAGGAGCGCGGUGACACUGUGGCCCUGCCAUCCAUCCCAGCCAUGGGGCUGAGAGGAGCACGGUGACACCGUGGCCCUGCCCCAUCCAUCCUGGCCGUGGCCCUGCCGUGGGGCUGAGGGAGCGUGCUGGCACCCCACCCUGCCCUGGGCAGAGCCUCAGCGCCUGAGCGCGGAGCUGGGGCGGCCAGGGCUGCACUCAUUUCCCUCGGCUGAAGUCCCUGGUAGGUGGUUUCUGUAUCCCAGGUAUGUUAUUUGCCUAGCAGUGUUGUGGUUCUCGCGGGGCGGCAGUACAUGUCCCGAGUCUGAUUUGCUUUGCGUGGCUGGGCUGCGAGGUCUGGUGGGGACGGGGUUGGUUGUGCCCGGAGGCCGUGGGAAGCCGCCGGCUGCUGCUCGCCGUACCGGCCAUCCUCCUCCUCCUCUUCCUCCUCUGGUGUUGUCUCUGUAACGUAUGGUGAGAUGCCGUCAGCUAGAGUGUCUGAGUGGGUCCUCGUGUGUGCUGGUGAUGCCAUGUAGAUGAAGCCACUGGUUGGGUGUGGACUCAUCCUGUUGAAUAAAUUGCUUAACUUUUCUCAAAAA